Messenger RNA from Vitis riparia (riverbank grape), 1170 nucleotides. RefSeq names its product tropinone reductase homolog At5g06060-like. Lineage: Eukaryota; Viridiplantae; Streptophyta; Magnoliopsida; Vitales; Vitaceae. Gene Ontology annotation, molecular function: oxidoreductase activity. The transcript is spliced from 5 exons. The coding region runs from base 21 to 827 and encodes 268 amino acids. The record is from RefSeq and is a predicted model, not a curated record.
UAUAACAGGUAUAUCUUUUCAUGGCGGAGGGAAAUGGCGGUUUCAGCAGCUCCGGAUGGUCUCUCAGAGGCACGACCGCCCUCGUCACCGGUGGCACUCGUGGAAUCGGAUAUGCGGUAGUAGAAGAGCUGGCUGGACUGGGUGCCACCGUACACACCUGUUCACGUAACGAAGCAGAGCUCGAUAAAUGCUUGCGCGAGUGGCAUGCUAAGGGUUUUGCAGUGACUGGUUCGGUUUGUGAUGGGUCGGAUCGAGCCCAGCGUGAGCAGUUGAUGGAGAAGGUCUCUUCCAUUUUCAAUGGGAAGCUUAAUAUCCUGAUAAAUAAUGUGGGGACAAAUAUCAGGAAACCAACAGUUGAUUUCACUGCUGCAGAAUAUUCAACAAUCAUGACUACCAACCUUGAAUCCGCUUACCAUCUGUGCCAACUUGCCCACCCUCUUUUAAAAGCAUCUGGAGCAGGAAACAUUGUGUUUGUUUCCUCUGUUGCAGGUGUGGUGAGUUUGGGUACUGGAUCAAUUUAUGCAGCAACAAAAGCUGCAAUGAAUCAACUUACAAAGAAUUUAGCUUGUGAGUGGGCAAAAGACAAUAUCAGGAGCAAUAGUGUUGCACCCUGGUACAUCAAGACCUCUCUUGUUGAACAUUUGCUACAAAAGCAAGACUUCUUUGAAAGUGUAAUCUCCAGAACACCCCUCGGACGACCAGGAGAGCCGAAGGAGGUCUCGUCUCUGGUGGCAUUCCUUUGCCUUCCUGUGGCUUCUUACAUCACAGGGCAGGUUAUUUGCGUGGACGGUGGAAUGACUGUGAAUGGUUUCUAUCCCAACAUCUGAAAGAGGAAGUCAGCCAGCUUCCCGGAGUAAUAAAUUCAUUCUCUCUAAACUGUUACAACUUCCUAGAUGAAUUCCUUAAGUUUUAGUCUCCAUUUUCCUGGUGGCUUUCAAUUCCAAGAAUACUAGUAUCUUGUAACACCAACCCCAUGCUUGUGUUAAACGGAAGCACCACCACCUUAGUUCCAUUGCUCACCAUGGUGUUGUUGGGUGGUGUCCCUAUAUAAAAUUGAAAGGAAAGAUUGGAGAACUUGGAUAAUCUGUGGUGUCGACGCCAUUGGAUUGCUGAAAAAGUGUGCUGAAAAAUGUAAAAGUUCAUGUGACAUUUAUGUUAGCCUAACUCUAC